AUGCUGAGGAGUAGUAAGGAGGCACUGGACAAGCAACGAAACAGUGGGUUGAGGCUAAUGGAACCGAAACAGAUUUUGAAACACUUGCAGAGCGGACGUUUGCUGCAUCCAAAUGACUUACUAUUGGCAGCAUCGAGUCAAGCGAACGCCGAUACAAAACAUUUUCAUGGUUCCAUUGCAUUGCACCCAUUGCAAAGAUUCACUGCUGAUGUAUUGACUAAUAAGUUACAUGCAAAGUCAUCAGCUUCGAAGUCACCAAUCGUACAAAAUGCUGACGAGGAAAGAUUACGGCAACUGAGAACUGCAUUGAAUCGAGCCAAUCAUCUGGGUUGGAUUUGGUGA
Molecule: messenger RNA, 342 nt
Organism: Anisakis simplex (herring worm)
Lineage: Eukaryota; Metazoa; Nematoda; Chromadorea; Rhabditida; Anisakidae
Source: the annotation of a GenBank genome assembly